Messenger RNA from Brassicogethes aeneus, 807 nucleotides. Lineage: Eukaryota; Metazoa; Arthropoda; Insecta; Coleoptera; Nitidulidae. The record is from the annotation of a GenBank genome assembly.
AUGACUUCAAACUAUGAACGUGUAGUAGCCGGUGGAAAAGGUAGCAGAGCUAUUGUAAUUUUAUUCUCACCAAAUGUGCAAGAAUACAUAAGCUUAUUACUUGAAAUAAGAAACAAUAGGGAUAUUGUACCAAAGAGCAAUGGAUAUUUGUUUGCUUACCCCGGAGUAGUAAAUCAUUGGGUUAGAGGGGAUGUUGUUUUAAAAAACUUCGCAAAAUCCUCUAAAAUAGAAAAUCCAGAAGCAAUGACGUCAAACCGAUUGCGAAAACAAAUUGCAACUCUAAUGCAACUCAUAAAUUUGGAUAAAAGCGACUACUCUCAAUUUUCGAAAUUUAUGGGACAUACUGAAAAAACGCAUCAAGAAUUUUAUGAAAUAACUCAAGAUGCCUAUCAAACAGCUAAAAUUGCAAAGUUGUUAAAUUUAUUUGACCAAGGAAAAGGGACUGAAUAUAGAAACAAGGAACUGGCAGAAAUUGAUAUUGACCCAAACAACGUAUUAGUAGAAUAUGAUGAGGAAUCUGAAAAUAAGGAAAACCCUUUAGUAUCAAGUACACAAAUUUUAAAUUCAAAUAUUAAUGAUGAUAAUAGCACAGUUAAAAGACAAAAAAUUAAAAGUAAUAGAACUAGGUGGACGGCUCAGCAAAAGAAACUGGUCACUUUACAUUUUAAAGGACAUAUAAAAAACAAAAAAGCUCCAAAGAAGGAAGAGUGUAAAACGUUUAUUAAUGAGCACAAAGACGUACUAGGCAAUCUAGAUUGGGUCCGUGUUAAGACCUUCGUGUAUAACGUGUACACGCAGGGAAAAUAG